GACACCGGAGGAGGCACGAGCGCAGGGAGACACUUCUGUCGCGUUGCAUCUCGACGAUCCACACACACACACACACACAGGAUUGGACUUUUAUCUUUAAUUCCGACUGAAAUCAAUGAAGGACAGACGGUCGUGUCAGAAACUAUCUCUGAAAUCCGGCAUGGAUCCCAGUCAGAGUGUGAAGUGUAAGAUAGUGGUGGUGGGAGACAGCCAGUGCGGGAAGACUGCCCUGCUUCACGUGUUCGCCAAGGACUGUUUCCCCGAGACCUACGUCCCCACAGUGUUUGAAAACUACACAGCCAGUUUUGAAAUCGAUACGCAGAGGAUUGAGCUCAGUUUGUGGGACACCUCAGGAUCUCCGUACUACGACAACGUGAGGCCCCUCUCCUACCCCGACUCCGAUGCCGUCCUCAUCUGUUUCGACAUCAGUCGCCCUGAAACUCUCGACAGCGUGUUGAAAAAGUGGAAAGGAGAAAUCCAAGAGUUUUGUCCCAACACUAAGAUGCUGUUGGUUGGAUGUAAGUCCGACCUGCGCACCGACCUGAGCACGCUGGUGGAGCUCUCCAACCACAGACAGACACCAGUCUCUUACGACCAGGGUUCCAGCAUGGCCAAGCAGCUCUCGGCGCCCUACAUCGAGUGCUCGGCUCAGCAGUCGGAGAACAGCGUCAGAGACAUUUUCCACGUGGCCACAUUGGCUUGCAUCAACAAGAACAGCAAAAAUUGCAAGCGCAGUAAGACCACCCGCGGAAACAAGAGGAUUUCACACAUGCCCGGUAGGCCCGACUUGGCGGCCGUGGCCUCGGACCUCCGGAAGGACAAAGCCAAAAGUUGCUCGGUCAUGUGACUGAUCAGACUGAGGAGGAUUAGACUGGGAACGAGGACAGAGCACAGUGCAAGCAGGAAGCUACGGGCCGACGCUCUUUCCUGCAUGUUAAAGACCCCUAAAUUGGGGUUUUAUAAGCUUCAAUUCAUGUACAUGUUACUGGAAUACUCUGCACCAGUGCAAACUCAAAGCGUAGUAGCGUCCCAACCCAUGUGGCCCCCCCUCCCCGCCCCACCAGAUGAGGAAGCUAUCUGUCAGCGAGCUACCUGCUCGGGGAAGUGACCCGCUUCCUCUGGGAGGACGGGGCGGAUGCGUUCGAGGCUCUCCACACCAACAGGAAAUGAGCAGGAGUGAUGUCAUUAGGAGACGCUCGAUUGUGAAGGAAGGGUUUAAAGAACAUGUGAUCUUUUGAGUCAGAGCCAAAGCCGGCGAUGGGGGGUUUGCUGCCUGGGAACAAAAAAAAGAAAAAGAGAGGAGCUGCUGUUGUUUGUGCUGGAUCAAAGACUGUUUGCUCGGAGGGCUUAUACACCAACUCGUCACUGUAGUUUGGAAGUGAUUCACUCUCACCCUGCUCCUGUAACUGUUAGUCUGUGUGCAGAGGACAUUAGAAGAGGAAUUUCUUAGUCCUGACAAAGGAAAAACCUGACGCUGUUUGUCCCCCGUCUCUGAUUUGUUGUCGGUAUAAUGUGAAGUCAUUGGUGUAACUGCAUCAUUGUUUUAUUUUAAGCUUCAUCCUCAUGAGUUGCAACCACGAACAGCUGAUCCGAGGAGCUGAUUCUUUGAGUUUAAACUGCCUGUUUGUAGCAGUCAGACCGCCAUUCUGUGCCCCUUUUAUUUCACAGCUAUAGAUGCAUAAAAGACUCUGGAGACGGAACUGUUCUCCACACUGACAGGUUUAUGGACCGCUUUAGCAGAAUGACUCAAAGCUUUAAUCAGCCUCCAACAAUCCCUCAAGUCUGUGUUUAUAUGCAAAUGCAACUUGGCCCUUCAAUUAGUGACAGUGUUUUGAAUUUAUAAAAACACAAAUAACUUGCAUAACAAGUUUUAAAACGCUUAAUGGAUCCUUAAUGGGCAGAAAAGCAACACAUAUCAAGUAAAAAAUGUGACUAAUUGUGUAAAAUUAGAACGUCCUAACAGGCUGACAGCCAGUUUGAGCUAUGAGUCAUUUUCCCACUGCACUUUAGGGAGGGAGUGGAAAUGUAAGCAACAAUUAAAAGCUUGUUUAUUAGCCUGUGAAAACAUCACAGCUCUCUGCUUUGCAUUUCCCUGAAGUGUUCUCAUAGAGGCCCGGUCACACCAGCAACUUCUCUGAUAAUCAGUUCAUAGUUUUAGUUCUAACUUCAUCACUAAUAGACUAAAUGAUUAACCAGCAGUAUAAUCGUUGAGUGAUCGGAGAUAAUUGCGCUGACAUGAUACACAAUAGUGUGAACUCAGUGGUGGGGCUUUGGGGGAGCAGAGCUGCAAGGAUGCAUUCAGACCACAUUUGCAUUUGAUGCGGUGGAAACGCCAGUAAUCCCAUUUAUUUAAGUGUGGGGGAGUGCAGGAAAAAAAUGCAAUGCCCUGUGGUGGAAAAGACUCAACUUUGAGAAAACUGGCCAUUCAUGCAACCAACAAGUACAGUAAAUAUCACGACUGUGCAAAACCAACUGACUUACCAUACAGGAAAGUUAAAAAAAACUGUAGUCGUGUUUCCAGUAACAAAUUUCUCUGAGCAUUUUCAAGAUUUGCAUGAGAAAAGCUAGAUGGAAACACCAAAAUUGAUACAAGCUUUUACGCUCACUUGAGGUGUUUUUUGUCUUUUUAGAAAAAUAGUUAAUACAGGAGAUGGAAACAUUUUUUUCCUGACGUAGCAAACAUUUAACUGACUGAUCAGCUGUUUCCUCUGACAUGAAAGAACAAUUAGAAGUUGAAUCUAAUUCCUGAAGACUUCUCUCCAUUUUCUCUCUUUUUGUUGUUGUUUUCUCUCUUCUUCACCUGUUUACUAGCCUACAGCGACACAUCACACUGCCAUCUGCUGACCAAAGGACGUUACUGCAGCUUUGUUUAUUCGCUCUGAUGGAAACCUCCCGAAUUCACACUGUCUUUAAUGCCACAUUUCUAAAUUUUGCUUCUUUGACUGUAAUGGAAACAGCUUUUUUCUGACAGAAAACUGUAACUGUGAAAUAUAAAUUGUACUUGUGAUGCAUUGGGAAUUGCUGGUGUUGUAACAUUUAGGAUUUGAAACCCAACUCGUGAAUA
Messenger RNA from Centropristis striata (black sea bass), 3064 nucleotides. RefSeq names its product Rho family GTPase 3a (gene rnd3a). Lineage: Eukaryota; Metazoa; Chordata; Actinopteri; Perciformes; Serranidae. The record is from RefSeq and is a predicted model, not a curated record. Gene Ontology annotation, molecular function: GTPase activity; GTP binding. The transcript is spliced from 5 exons. Bases 116 to 847 code for a protein of 243 amino acids. Gene Ontology annotation, biological process: small GTPase-mediated signal transduction.